Molecule: messenger RNA, 6747 nt
Organism: Pimephales promelas (fathead minnow)
Lineage: Eukaryota; Metazoa; Chordata; Actinopteri; Cypriniformes; Leuciscidae
Source: RefSeq, a predicted model, not a curated record
GAUUUCUGCUGUUUCCUUCCAAAUAUCAACUGAUGAUCAACCCACCGCUAACGGUUCCCAUGUAGAGGGUUUAGAGCGAGAUAUGCCAGAACUUGAACCUGAGACGUGGAACUGGACUUCGUUACCGUGAUGGACUGGCCGUUUGACAAGGUUUCGCACCAGCAGUGUUUGAUCCGUCGGUUUUAAUAUCAACACAUGUUGCACCGGUGCCGUCCACACACCCGCAUUCGCACGUCCUGCGCCCUCUCGGAUUCGGUCUUCGGAUUGACAAGGUCACAGGUUGUUUUCUGGCCAGUAUUUGAGUUUUUAUGUGUUGUCUUCCUGAGCCGUGGUCAGUCUUGACGAAGUCAUGGAGCCCAACAUGGAGUACAUAGUGGCGCAGGUCACGCAGAAAGAGGUUGGACGUCGGUUUCAAGUUGGACCGGAAAUCAUAGACUACAUUCUGGACAGACAGAAGUCACAUGACCUGGAAAAUGAUCAGACCAUGCUGGACCGGAUGAUGGACAGUCUGGCAACCUCAUGGGUCAAUGCAAGCAAUUUCAAGGUGGCUCUGCUGGGAAUGGACAUAGUUUCCGCUCUAGUGACGAGACUACAGGAACGCUUCAAAACGCAAAUAGGAACAGUUCUGCCCAGUUUAAUAGAUCGUUUAGGUGAUUCUAAGGACCAGGUUCGAGAUCAAGCACAGUCACUUCUGUUAAAAAUCAUGGACCAAGCGGCCAAUCCACAGUAUGUUUGGGACCGAAUGCUGGGCGGUUUCAGACAUAAAAACAACAGGACCAGAGAAGCUGUUUGCUUUUGCCUUAUUUCCACUCUUAAUGUAUAUGGAGCCCACGGCUUAACCCUUAGCAAGAUUGUUCCUCACAUUUGUCAUUUGUUGGGAGACCCCACUAGUCAGGUUCGGGACGGUGCUAUGAACUGCCUGGUGGAGAUUUACAGACACGUGGGAGAAAGAGUGAGGAUGGAUCUGGGGAAAAAGGGACUGCCUCAGUCACGGUUGAAUGUGAUUUUCAGCCGGUUUGAUGAAGUCCAGAGGUCUGGGAACAUGAUCCUGUCCACAGAUAAGAACAUCGAGGAUGAAGAUUCGGCGGAUGGAGGGCGCUCCUCGUCGUCCUCUAAGGGAGCGUCAUCGGUGCGGCGGACGGGAUCCCUGCGCAGGCCGAGCUCCGCUUCCAGCGCCAAGGGCUCCUCAGGGAAGGAGAGCUCUGGUGCCGGAGCCGUCGAUGAAGAAGACUUCAUCCGCGCCUUUGAGGAUGUGCCGACCGUACAGAUCUACUCCGCUCGAGAGCUCGAGGACUCCAUGAACAAGAUCCGAGAAAUUCUCUCCGAUGACAAACAUGAUUGGGAACAGCGAGUGGCCGCACUGAAGAAAGUGCGCUCUCUGCUGUUGGCCGGCGCGUGCGACUACGACGGCUUCUCCCAGCAGCUACGGCUCCUCGAGGGGGCGUUCAAGCUCUCGGCUAAAGAUCUGCGCUCGCAGGUGGUGCGCGAGGCCUGCAUCACACUGGGGCAUCUGUCAUCUGUGUUGAGGAAUAAAUUUGAUCACGGAGCCGAGAACAUCAUGCCGACGUUACUCAACCUCGUGCCCAACAGCGCUAGAGUUAUGGCCACAUCCGGGAUGGCGGCGAUCCGUCUCAUUAUACGACACACACACUAUCCACGUCUGAUUCCCAUCAUGACCAGCAACUGCACGUCUAAAUCUGUGGCCGUCAGACGACGCUGUUAUGAGUUUUUAGAUCUUCUGCUUCAGGAAUGGCAGACACACUCUCUAGAGAGGAACAUCGCUGUUCUGAUGGAAACCAUUAAGAAAGGAGUUCAUGAUGCCGACUCUGAGGCCAGAUCUGUUGCUAGAAAAUGUUACUGGGGUUUCCACGCCCACUUCAGCAAGGAGGCGGAGCAUCUGUUCCAGGCGCUGGAACUGACCUAUCAGAAAGCGCUCCAGUCCCACCUGAAGAGCUCGGACAGCAUCAUGUCUCUGCCUCAGUCUGACCGUUCGUCCUCCAGCUCGCAGGAGAGUCUGAAUCGGCCUCUUUCUGCUAAAACACCCGUCGGGAGCAACUUGAGCAGAACUAAAGUGGUGAGUUCUCGCGCGUCGUCUUCGUCCGGCUCACUCCAGCGUUCCCGCAGUGAUGUCGACGUUAACGCUGCAGCCAGUGCCAAAUCACGAAUGCCCGCUGUGCCCGCCGCUGCCCCCUUCAGCUCUGCCACGGCACUGCCGCCCGGGUCCUACGCCUCGCUGGGUCGUGUGCGAACAAGACGGCAGAGUUCAGAAAAGGCUUCUGGAGGCGGAGCUUCAGUGACGGACAGCAGGGGGAGGAGCCGAGCCAAAGCUGUGUCCCAAUCACAACGAUCCAGAUCUGCUAAUCCAGUAGCGGGUAAAACUCACGCGGGCAGUCGCUCGAGUUCGCCCGGGAAGCUGUUGGGUCAUUCCUGCGGGAGAAUCCCGCGAGCCGCCGGAGCGCCGUCGGUCAAGCGCUGUAAGAUCCCGCGGAGUCAAGGCUGCAGUCGCGAGACGAGUCCCAGCCGCGGGCGAGACGUGCGGGGCAGUCGUAUCCCGAGACCCAGCAUGAGUCAGGGCUGUAGUCGUGACACCAGUCGGGAGAGCAGUCGAGACACCAGCCCGGCUCGAGGGUUCAGUUCGCUGGCAUCCCACAGACACUCUCGCUCCACCAGCGCGCUGACGGCGGGUGACGUCCUGCUGACAGAUCGUUACGGGCUCAUCCAUCAGGCCCGUAUCUCUGCGUCUGUGAACGCCAUGCGGAUCUUGAACACGGGCACUGAGGUGGAGGCGGCUGUGGCAGAUGCUCUGCUUUUAGGAGACUCCAGGAGUAAGCAGAGGCCGAUGCGUCGACGAUUCGAGUCUCCCGGCAUGUACUCUGAUGACGACGCGAACAGCGACGCGUCCAGCGCGUGCUCCGAGCGCUCCUACAGCUCUCGCAACGGUGCGAUGCCGCAUUACCUGCGUCAGACGGAGGACGUGGCCGAGAUCCUGAACCACUGCGCCAGCGCUAACUGGUCCGAGAGGAAAGAGGGGCUCCUGGGACUCCAGAACCUGCUGAAGAGCCAGAGAGUCCUCAGUCGUGUAGAGCUGAAGAGAUUGUGUGAGAUCUUCACCAGGAUGUUUGCAGAUCCUCACAGCAAGAGAGUGUUCAGCAUGUUCCUGGAGACGUUGGUGGACUUCAUCACGUUACACAGAGAGGAGCUUCAGGAUUGGCUGUUUAUUUUGCUCACGCAGUUGCUGAAGAAAAUGGGGGCCGAUCUUCUGGGGUCCGUCCAGGCCAAAGUUCAGCGAGCGCUCGACGUCACCAGGGAUUCGUUUCCGUACGAUCAGCAGUUCAACAUCCUGAUGCGGUUUAUUGUUGAUCAGACACAGACACCGAACCUCAAGGUGAAGGUGGCCAUCCUGAAGUACAUCGAAUCUUUGGCCAGACAAAUGGAUCCGUCAGACUUCGUGAACUCCAGCGAGACGCGAUUGGCCGUCUCUCGGAUCAUCACGUGGACCACAGAACCGAAGAGCUCGGACGUCAGAAAGACGCUUCACAGCUGGGCGAUGGAGGAGGCGUCAGGCAGGAGCUCGACCGUGGCGUCCCUGCCGGGGGAAAGUAACCUGGAGGAGAGGUGUAAGCAGGCGGCUCAGAUGGUUUUGAUCGCCCUGUUUGAGCUCAACACCCCAGAGUUCACCAUGCUGUUAGGCGCUCUGCCCAAAACCUUCCAGGAUGGAGCCACUAAACUCCUGCACAACCAUCUGAAGAACAACAGCAACACCCCCACAGCGUCUCAGGCAUCUCCCAGCAGCCCCGUGACCCGCGCUCCUCCCAGACACCCCGUGACCCGCACCAGCCCACUCACGUCACCCACCAACUGCUCGCACGGAGGACUUUCUCCCAGUCGUUUAUGGGGCUGGAGCUCAAAGGCCUCUGCUCCUCUCCCUCCCCCCCACUCCGGCCCCACCACCCCCCCUCUCCGGGCCCAUCGGAGGGCGUACUCGCCCAGUAUGCUGGAGUACGACACUGAGAACAUGAACUCUGAGGAGAUCUUCAGCUCUUUGAGAGGCGUAACCGAAGCCAUCCAGAGCUUCAGUUUCCGCAGUCAGGAGGAAAUCCUCGAGCCCAUCAAACGUGACGGCAAGCGGGAAGAUCCGACCGGUGUGGCGUCGUCUGGUGUGGAUCCUCGUCUGGAGGGAGGCCGGACGGCGCUGGACAACAAGACGUCACUAUUAAACACGCCGUCCCCUCGAUCGUUCAGCGGCCCGUGGACGCGCGAGUACAACCCUUACAACUACAGCGACAUCAGCGCCUACGAGAAGGGAGCGCUCGCCGUGUUCGAGGACGGGGAGCAGAUCCGAGAGGGUCUUCAGCAGGACUGUGGAGAAAACAAGAUCAUGCAUCCCAAAGGUUUUUCUGCAGGACCCGGGCAACCCCUGGAGAUGGUUGGUGACCUGCUGAAGGAGCUGUCCAAUCACAGCGAGCGUGUGGAGGAGAGGCGGGCCGCUCUGCUGGAGCUGCUGAAGGUCACGCGGGACGACAGUCUGGCCUUGUGGGAGGAGCACUUUAAAACCAUGCUACUGCUGCUGCUGGAGACGCUGGGAGAUAAAGAUCACACCAUCCGAGCGCUGGCGCUGCGUGUCCUGAAGGAGAUCAUGCGAGGUCAACCAGCGCGCUUCAAGAACUACGCAGAACUCACCAUCAUGAAAACACUGGAGGCCCAUAAAGACUGCCAUAAAGAGGUCGUUCGGGCCGCAGAAGAAACGGCCUCCACACUGGCCGGAUCGAUCCACCCCGAGCAGUGCAUCAAAGUUCUGUGUCCAAUCGUCCAGACGGCCGACUAUCCCAUCAACCUCGCCGCCAUCAAGAUGCAGACCAAAGUAAUCGAGCGGAUUCCCCAGGAUUCCCUGGGUCAGCUUCUGCCUGACAUUAUCCCUGGACUGUUACAGGGUUAUGAUAACACCGAGAGCAGUGUACGCAAGGCCAGUGUUUUUUGUUUGGUGGCCAUUUAUUCAAUCAUCGGUGAAGAUCUGAAGCCUCAUCUACAGCAGCUGACCGGCAGCAAGAUGAAGUUACUGAACCUGUACAUCAAGCGAGCUCAGACCACCAACAGCAACAGCAGCAGUUCCUCAGACGUCUCGUCCCACAGCUGAACCGUCCUCACACUCUCCCAGAAGACUUUGCACAUUUGGUCCAUCCUGCGAGUAGAUCUUAUUUAGGUGCACGUUUGCUUUAUUAAAGGGCACAUGAUUCAUUUAACAGGUGGAACCACUUACACAACUUUAACCUGUUGGGGUUUGUGAUUGGUUGCGAUUGUGCUUGAAUGAACAUCUGCUACCAACAUUGUGUGUGAGAAAGAGUGUGUGUGUGUGUGCGCGCAGCAGUUGUGCCUUUGUGUGAGAGAGCUGUUGCGACGACUUUUAUCCUCUAAUGCUCUAUUACUUUUUACCGUUACAUUUUUGCGGUGGCGUUGAACUUCCUCAUAUUCAAAGCACACGUAAAGUUCUGUCCAAUCGGCCAAUCAGGAGUCGUGUUUCAAACCUCCAGGUGAGGGCGUCCGUCCGUCUUUAACUCUGCCAGUUUUCUAGAACGCUUUUGGUUUUUAGUGAUGAGUGUCAUUUUUUUUUUGCGCAUCUGAAAAUAUGCAAGAACAGAGAUUGUAUUUGUACAUUAUUUGUUUCAUGUCUGGCCAACAGGUGAAGAGGUUUUGCUCAAAGUCUGAUUGGAAAAGAGUGAAUUUAGUCUGAAAUAUCUCGUUCCAGCGUUGUACGUCAAGUGAUCAAAAAAAAAAAAAUAUAUCUGUAAGAUAUUUUAGGAGGACCAUGAUUAUUUUUAACACUAACAGAGAGUUCUCCUUUAAAUAAGUUCUCCUCUUGUGAUGUAAGGACCACACUGAUAUUGAUUUUUUUUUUUAAAUAAAAACACAAUUUGAUAAUCUUAGAUGGGAACAAUUACCAGGAAGUAUUAAAAUCUCUCUCAAUGUUCAUUUAGAAAUCAAACAGAUGCUCCCAAACCAGGUUUAAAACGAAAGUUUCCACUUACAAACACUAGGAUUAUUGACAUGAUGUGGUAUCUAACAAUGUUUAAGCGUAUCUGAAGUUUUAGAGCAAUAAUUUAAACUAAAAAAAAAUGAUCCAAAUUGGAUUUUUACUAGUCGUCGAUUUGCAGUUUUGUGGUUCAGGUUUGUGCCUGUUCGGCCGGCUAAAGUGCUCUGCUAGUCUUUUUGUAAACGGUUUUAAAUCUCGGUGCUUUAAUGAAUCACUCUGUGCUUUUGCUGAACGUUUUUCCUUUUUUUGGUUUGAAUUUAAGCGCCUUACCAUGAAAAGAAAGUCACAUGUUAUCCGCUCUUAGAAAUCCCAAAGAAUACUCCACACAACCAGCUGGUGAUUUUGUGGAGUGAAUCCUCUAUAAUCCUUCUAGUAUUUGUUACAAUUUAUUCAUUUAGUUUUAAAAAAAUAGAUAAUGAAGAUAAUAUAAUUUAGGGUACGUUUACACAACAGCGAUGUACUAAAAACGGAAAAGUCGAGUUUUCCGCGUACAGAUGACAACGUUGUCAAAACAAUUCAGGCGGAUCCACAAAAACGCUGUUUGGCCAGUAGAUGGCGAUGUCACUUUGUAAAGAAACUGCGCCUUUAUAGACUCAACACGUAAUGUAGAUCUGCACAGAAAAUAACAGUAUCGUUUUCAAAACCUUGCACUUUGAAACCCGCUUUCAAAAGUUUGCGUUUUAAGGCCCCAAAAACGCCAUUGUCGCAUAAAUAAACGU